Molecule: messenger RNA, 1827 nt
Organism: Myxozyma melibiosi
Lineage: Eukaryota; Fungi; Ascomycota; Lipomycetes; Lipomycetales; Lipomycetaceae
Exons: 4
Coding region: 107-1783 (558 amino acids)
Source: RefSeq, a predicted model, not a curated record
UCGGGACAGGCUCCACAUAUCGGUCUCCUAUGACAACAAUAAUCAAGUAGAUUUCCAAAAAGCAGGUGUGUCUCUCAACAUUAUCUUACAGCAGUACGCCGAGAUCAUGUCAUCCACGAACGAGAAACCAGCCAUAUCCGACGAUUUCGUCGACACCGCUCUUGAGCGCGCGUUUGAAUACACUCAGUCAUCACGCUACGUUGCAGCGAUGCCCAACAUUCAACAUGAAGUCUGCAAGCGACUCACACAGCUCUAUGGUAGGAGGCCAUACGAGGAGCUUCACAACGAAGAGCAGACCUGGAUCAAACAGACACUCAAGCAAUUCAACGAUUACGAGUUCUCAAAGGUGCUCAAGGGUAGCCUGUUCCCCGACAUAUCGUCAGUUACAGCACACCUCAAACUUCUUCGCGUCCUACGCGACUUGCGCGCCGAGAUCAUGGCGCGCGACGGCAUGUUUGGCAUUACCGACGCCGAGUUUCCAAGCUACGCCAGCAGCAGCGACAAAGAUGGCAGAUUUUUGCGUUGGCAGGUCUAUGUCACCUACGCAGUUGAGCGGUACACAAAGUGGUUUGAAAGCCUUCCGAGCAGAGGGCCAAUUGGGAAAACGGGACUGUCGUAUGACAUGCACGGCGAAGGCGAGACGUACGAGAUUACGGCGGAGAAUUUACCACCGAUCGAUGUCUUGAUGGUCCUGCACUCGCACAUGCUGCAUCCACGUGUGAACUGGCAGGACUUGAUGCGGUCGAAUCGUAUGAGCGUGUUUCGAUCUAUGAAGAUGCCGUGGGAGGCAUUGGAGUUGGUGAUCCGGCAGCCUUCGAACCCAAACGGGGCAUGGAAAUACAAUCCGUCCGAGACUUCACGCGAGUACUUUGAAGCAAACACCCUGCGCCAGUUCGAUCUCGAGGACGACAGCAAUUCAAAAUGCGUUGUCUGCCCGCAAUGCUUGUCCGUCAAUUCUGUCGAGCUGUAUAACAAAUCCGGCACGGCCUGGGUGCAAUCCGAGUUUGAGGCCACUUGCUCAGGCUGCAAGUACAGAAUCACACGCGACGGGUUGACUACCGCUGCUUUGCUGGACGAUUGUAAGGCGUUUGAGGAAAGUGGUGUACCUCUCAAGGGCACCUUACUUGACUACAUAGGCGUACAGUAUCCCGAUGUAGCAGGCGUCAUCCCCAACGUGACCCCCGGCGCCAUCAGCGCCGACGUCGCGGACCUCUUCUCGCACAUCAAACCCCGCGAAGACUUUGACCAAGCACAGACUAAAGUUCGCGACGUGUUUAGCAGACUAUCCGACACCGCCAUCGCUCGGAAACGGCCAAGCACGAAGGAAUUCCGGGUACUGUCAUACUAUGUCAAAAACUGCACACCGUUUUGCAUAGAUCUCGAGCUGGCGGUUCUUAGACAGUGUGAUUUUAGAGACAAGAUGGUCAAGUACGCGUACCUGCAGUCGCCGUUCCGGAAUAACGUGAUACAGCGCGCAAUUGUGCGGUUUCUCAAGUUUUUCUUCCUUACGCGCGUUCGGCCGCGGGACUUUUUCGCGCCGCCGAUCGACGCCGACAUUGUCUGGCACACGAUGCUGCUCGACCCGGCCGGCUACGCGGCCACAAGCUUUGCGUUCUUGGGCACGAUUCUGGACCACGCCGAUGACGUGGCUGACAAGGCGCUGUCAAAAUCGCACGAGCGGACAAUGCGCGAGCGGAAAAGGUUUAAGAUCGAUGAUUUCAAUUUGCCCGCGCGGCCACUAUCGACCAAUUUUACGCUGUCAAUUGCGAGGAACGGAUCCUGAACGGUGACACGCUCGUGCAGCGACUCAGGCAUACAUACUCCCCU